UCUCGGACAGCGAACCAGAACAAGCUGCCAGCUUUGACGGGGCCCCAGAAGAACAAGCUGAAGCAUUUGACCAUCGUCAGCUUAGCUUCCAGAAUGAAGUGCAUCCCUUAUUCGGUGCUGCUGAAAGACCUGGACAUGCGGAACCUCCGGGAGCUGGAAGACCUGAUCAUCGAAGCCGUUUACACUGACAUCAUCCAAGGCAAACUGGAUCAACGGAACCAAGUGCUGGAAGUGGAUUUCUGCAUCGGGCGGGAUAUUCAAAGGAAAGACAUCAGCAGCAUCAUUAAAACCCUCAAUGAGUGGUGAGCUGGGCCCCUCCCUUUCUCCCUC
Molecule: messenger RNA, 330 nt
Organism: Pantherophis guttatus
Lineage: Eukaryota; Metazoa; Chordata; Lepidosauria; Squamata; Colubridae
Source: RefSeq, a predicted model, not a curated record